GCUUCGCGUCUGGAGACGUCCAGCAUGCAGUAACCACCAUGGUUAGUUAAUAUAAACACUUGAUGUCUGUGGUGUGAAGAACAGAAGGUUAGAAAUAUCUUGGUGAACACUUCUUCUCCUGUUCAAACUGACCAGCAAGUUCCAACACCAUGGCUGAAGAGGACUACGGCACCUUUGUGGAUUGGACUCAGAUGGGAGACCUGGCCAAGAGCAGUGGGCCCACCAAGAUAGACUGUAAAGAGCUGAAAGAGUUCAAACAAAUGGCCCGCCAAGGUCACUGGGCCAAGAAUCACAAACUACGGGCACAAGUCUACCAGCAGCUCAUCAAAACCAUUCCAUGUCGCACGGUUACCCCAGACGCAGAAGUUUAUCGUGACAUUAUGGGAGAUGCAGCCAAUAAGAAGUCCACCAGUCAUGCCCCACUGCCAGAGUUUGUGGAUGGAAAUCCUGUGCCGUGGUACUGCCUGAAGGCAGAAGCAGUGGCCUCAGCCCAUCGCAUUAUCAACUGCAUCGCUGGACAGUUUCCAGAUAUCUCCCACUGCCCAUCUCUUCCAGCUAUUACUUCUUUGCUCCUUCACUUCAGUAAAGAUGAGGCUCAGUGUUUUGAGCAUGUUAGCCGUAUACUUGCCUGCAACGAGCCAGGCAAACGACUGCUGGACCAGACUUUUUUGGCCUAUGAGUCCAGCUGCAUGACUUUUGGUGACCUGGCCAACAAGUACUGCUCAACUGCUCACAAACUAAUUGUUUCAGGAGCCCAGGAUGUGCUUGAAGUCUAUGCCGACUGGCAGCGCUGGGUUCUUGGGGACCUGCCCUUCAGCCAUAUGGUCCGGGUCCUGGAUGUCUAUCUAGUUGAGGGCUACAAGGUUCUCUAUAGAGUGGCCAUAGCCUUGCUCAAGUUCUAUCGCAAACAUAAAAUGGGAGGCCAGGGGGGACAGGGGAACCAGCAGCAACAGGAUUCAGGCAAAAUUAGGUCGGAGAUACAGGCGUUCAUCAAGGGCAUCGGCUCCACUGUCACACCUGACAAGCUGCUUGAGAAAUCUUUCUCCAUCCGCCUGAUUAACCGCAAGGAAAUCACUCUGCUGCAGCUCACAAAUGAGAAGUCCCUGCAGCAGAAAGGAAUCACUGUCAAACAGAAACGGAGGAACGUGCAACUGGCCCUGAACCCUGACACGUUCUCCUCCGAGAUAGUCAGUGCCAAAGAGAUGCAUGACAUCUGGUCAUGGAUUCCUGAGCGCUUUGCUCUGUGCCAACCACAACUUCUCUUCACCACCUCCGUCCACGGCUGCAGCCUCAACAGAUUCUACUCGCAUUGUGAAGGCUUUGAACCCACGCUGCUCCUCAUCCGGACCACAGAUGGUGAUGUUUGUGGAGCCUUCCUGUCUACAGACUGGGAGGAGCGGAAGAGAGGAGGCAACAAAUUGAGUUUCUUUGGCACAGGGGAGUGUUUUGUCUUCAGGCUGAAGCCAGAGAUGGAGCGCUACGAGUGGGUGGUGAUCCGCCACCCUGAGUUGGCUUCCUCCAACAAAACCGAGGGUCAGGAGAGUACGGCAUCCUCCGAGGCCCAACAUUUAGACAACAGCCUCCCGCAGCCGGAGAAAUCUGCUGGAGAUCUGUCCCCAUUUCUCGCUGCUCGCCACUUCAACCUCACCUCCAAGAAUACGUCCAUGUUCAUGGCUGGAAACUUUGACUCCAUUAUUGUGGGAGGGGGCGAGGGCAACGCUCUGUACAUCGACUCCGAGCUGAACCACGGCCGCACCGGCAGCUGCGCCACCUUUGACAACCCGCCGCUGUGUGCUGAGAGCUUCCAGGUUUCACUGCUGGAGGUGUGGGGCUUCCAGGACGCCAUGGCUCAAUAGUUCUAUACACGAACAUGUCGCGUAUCCAGAGUUGGACCUUUGAAGUAUAUUAACAGAAAGAAGACACGAUCUGCACAGUCCUAAAUUUUCAUGCAAGAUGGUUGAGGCUGAAAAUAGAUAUGGUUAUGGAACAUCUGUCUUAUUUGUUGUUUUUUUUUUUUUAUAAAUGCAGUUUAUCUAAAUUUAAAAAUGUGAAUGAUUCUAUUUCGUUUGUCUUCCGUUUAUUUUUGUAUUUUCCAGAUAUUAUGUUGCACUAAUUACACUGAAGUGGUGAUGGAAGUGUUCAAGGUUCGCAGUGUUUUUGUUCUUGUUGAGCUCAUUUCUGUAUUUAAUGUUUUGUUGUUUAUCUGUUUGCCAA
This is a messenger RNA of Nematolebias whitei (Rio pearlfish), 2214 nucleotides long. RefSeq names its product TBC1 domain family, member 24 (gene tbc1d24). The transcript is spliced from 7 exons. The record is from RefSeq and is a predicted model, not a curated record. Lineage: Eukaryota; Metazoa; Chordata; Actinopteri; Cyprinodontiformes; Rivulidae. Bases 150 to 1856 code for a protein of 568 amino acids.